CUUAGGUGGUUUUUGCUCCAUGGUGCCUGUGCAGCAGCCAGCCAGCCUGAGCACACUCUGAACAGUGGAGGGAUGUCACAGUUGGGCUGCUGCAGCUCGGGAGCACUUCCACUGAUGAUCAGACGCUGUGCCCCCGGCCUCUUGGUUCACUGCUGGUCUGCUCUGUCCCCCUGGUGAACUGUGCCCACUUUCACAUAAACAAACAUACACACACACGCAGACAAUUAUUACAAGAAUGAAUACCCCUCUCCAUCUGACCCUCUGCACACACAUACACACACAGUGACCUUCUAUGCGCAAACAGGGCUGAUGAAAUUUCACUUUGAGCAAGUGAAUUAAAAAUGGGGAGUGAUGUAACUGGAUGAACUUCAUCCCACCACGCAGAGAAGAAGAGCUGAGUGUCGGAGGCAGCCUAUGUGCUGCUCGCGUGGAGACGGUGAGAUGACCUCGCUUGUAGGAGUGAUGAUGAAGGUGAUGGAGCGUUCUGUUGCGAGCUCUUGGCGCUGACCCUUUGAUAAUGAGAACACAAUCAUCAGCCUUCAGUGGCGUGUGGCGUCAUGUCUCAGAGGGUCCUCACAGCAGUCAGGAGGGGAUACUGGCUGUGCUGCUGGAGCAGGCUUUCAGGAUCAAAGAGGAGGUGGCAGCGGGUCUGCGGUCCACCCAGGGCUCGAUCCAGGUCGAGGCGCUUUCCCGCAAGCUGCUGGAGAAUCACAUCCUGACCAUCACGCGCAUCGUCAAGCAGCUAAGCGUGGACAUACAGCACCUUCGGUCUAAACAGGCCCUGGAGAGACAGAUUGCCCAGCGGGACUCCAUCACCUCUGGAACCACAAUGGCCGUUCAAAGCCUGGACCAGAAGAACAUGGCUUUCAUCGGUGACCUGAGAGGGAGAGUAGCCAGGUGUGAUGCCAGCAUCGCUAAGCUAAGCGCUGGCGUGAGCUCCGGGGGGCUGCAGCUGAUCGGACUGCAGCAGGAGGUGGCAGAGCUCAAGUCAGCGGUGGAUGCGCGCCUCAAGGAGCUGGAAGUCAAGCUUUAUUAUGACCUGGGAAGACUGGAGGCCUCAUUGUCAGAGCUUUCCCAAGGUCACAGCAGCGCCAUGUCUGAUCUGAAUGCACAAGUAAAACUACUAGAGGCCAGGAUGUCGGAUGGACUGAAGGAAGCCAAAGAGCAGACAGAAUCGCUGAGGAGGUGGACGGAACAACAAAUCGCCAGCUCAGUCCAGCGCUGCACACAACAGUGGGACAAAAUGUUUGAGGUGGCGUCCAGAUUAGCUGACCGGCUUGGUGCUCUGGAGGCCCGUGUGGAGCAGUUUGAGACCCAGCUGGACCGGGCCGGCCGCAGUCAGGCAGAUGAGCUGAAACGGUCCGAGACUAAACUCAGCAAAAGAAUAACCUCAGCACAGAGCAGCCUUGAUCAGGAGCUGCAGCUGCUCAAACAGGAUUACCACAAAGGGUUCCUGUCUGUGCAUGACGCCAUUGAGUCCCUGAGGCAGAUAGGCGACAUCAAAUCCCACCUUGACAAGAAGAGGCUUGAGAAGGAUAUCAGGGACAUCAGCGGCAAAGUGGCAGAGCUCAAUGAUGUGUGACAUUAUCAAGUGAAGAGGAAGCCUUUAUUACUGUCAAACUGUCCUCAAGCAGUAGUCCCUUCUACAUUGUAUCUUUCUCUAUCUAAAUCUUUUUUAGUAUUUUUUAAGUCCGGUACUUAUUAUAUGUCUGUCUAACUGCUACUGUAACAAAUGAACUUCCCCGAUGUGGGGUGAAUAAAGGUCUAAGUCUAAAGUCUAAAGUCUAGUUUCUCAAUGAGUUACCUAUCAAAAAGGCAUGCCGGUCACUUUAUUCUCUGAUCUCACCUGUAUUUAAUUUGAUUUAAUUAUCAGAGAAAUGAUCAGGACAUUUUAUAUGAGGUACCUCUUGUGAAAUGUUAGGCUGCUUAAUGAAAGACAUCUAAUAUUUUGUGGAAGAUCAUUUGCUUUCAAUCAUUCAUACAGUAUGUGCCUCUGUCAGUGAGAGGUGAAGUUAAUUUAGGAUUUCAAUUUGAAAAGGUAGACGGAUUAAAUGUCCGCCAAUUAACUUGAUCCCACUUCGUCUUUUAAUUCAAACUAUACACGAUUUUGACAUGAGUCAAUCAUGUGUCACUUCUGCACUCAAGACCUGGCUCUAAUCUGAACUAAAGAAGAACGCUAUUGUAAUAAAUCACUGUAACACAUC
Messenger RNA from Acanthopagrus latus (yellowfin seabream), 2204 nucleotides. RefSeq names its product family with sequence similarity 81 member B (gene fam81b). The transcript is spliced from 9 exons. NCBI's taxonomy places the organism in Eukaryota, Metazoa, Chordata, Actinopteri, Spariformes, Sparidae. The record is from RefSeq and is a predicted model, not a curated record. The coding region runs from base 518 to 1582 and encodes 354 amino acids.